UGCCGCGUCGGGAACGCGCACAGGGUCCCACACACGGCGGAGAGAGGAGCGAAAAAAGCGCAGGACCCAACAGCGACUCACCGGAAGAAAAAUGUUCCGUCCGCCGCCCUCCAACAAGGCUGUCUGCGAAAGUCAUGUGAAAAGCUCGAAAAGUGACGAAGACUCAACGUUUUUCCACCACUAGGCUUCAUUUAGACGACUGAGUGAUUUAUAACCCGCCAGAAAACUGAAAUCUACAUCACUUGGCAGGUGCAAAAUGACGAGAAGACUGUUGCAGCUGUUUGCACUGUGGGCGUCUGUGGUUGGUGUUGUGAACUGUUGUCCAGAGCCCUGCAGCUGUCUGGAUAAAAUUGCAGUCCAGGUAGCUGAUUGUGCGUACAAAAAUCUGUUGGUGGUCCCCGAGGGUUUGCCACCCGAUAUUACCACCUUGAGCCUUUCUGCCAAUAAGAUCAAAUUCCUGAAAAGUAAUAACUUCAUCAAUGCCACUCGGGUCAGCUCUCUCUGGCUGGCCCACAAUGAGAUAGUCACCAUUGAGGUGGGCACCCUGGCCCCCCUGAUCCAGCUCCGUAACUUUGACAUCAGCUACAAUAAAAUUGUGAAUUUUCCAUGGGAGGACCUGCACAACUUGACAGCACUGCAGCUGCUCAAAAUGAACAACAAUGAAAUGGUGAGCCUGCCUAAGGAUGCCUUCUCUACCCUCAAAGACCUGAGGUCACUGCGCAUUAACGACAAUAAGUUUACCACCAUUGUGGAGGGCACAUUUCUCCCUUCUAUCUCUCACAUUCAGAUUUUUAAAAACCCAUUCAAAUGCUCCUGCAGCCUGGAGUGGAUGAGAGAUUGGAUCACAACAAGCAAGAUCACAAUACCUGAUCCCAAUCUCAUUUUAUGUGAUACCCCCGAAACCCUGAAGGGCAUAAUGGUUACCAAGAUGCCCAAACUGGACUGUAAGGCACCGACUGUUACAAUAACCUACCAGCCUAACAUUGAGAACACAGAGAUCUACGAGGGUUUCAUGGUCAUCUUAAACUGUGAGUCGAAAGGAAGUCCCACACCACAGGUCAGCUGGGAGGUGAACACAGGAAAUCAAAAGUUUGAGUUCCCCUUACCUGCCUCCAGUGACAACACUAUGCCAAUAAAUGACAAAACAACCAGCAGUCAGUUCUUUGUGUUUCCAAACGGAACCCUCAUCAUCCCACGCAUGAGUAAAAAAGAAGAUGGAAAUUACAGCUGCUCUGCCAGCAAUGAUUUAGGGAAGGUUGAGACCAGUGUUAAAGUAGCACUGGCAGGAACCCAAAAGCAUGCCACUAACUCAGUGCUCGAUCCCACAGUGGAUAAGACCCGCUCGCCUGCUAGCAAACCUGUUGGGCCCAAGAUGUCCAAAAACAAUGUGAUCAACUGGGCUAAGCCAGAGGAAAAGACCAAAAGUCUUCCUAAAGGUUCAUCCAACAAAGACAGCAUCACAGAGCCGGUAGGUGGGGUUCGUUUUAACCCCCCCCUUAAGUGGUGUGGUGUGACGGAUCGUAGCGAAUACAUCGCCAAUCAUGCUUUCAAUGGGAGUUUGGAUGACCUGAAGCAGUACACGUUUGAUUUUGGUGUGAUUGCACUGGAAGUGUCAGAGACAGAUGUUAAAGUCCAACUGAAUCCCCUUCAGCUUCCCAGCAGCAAGUUGAACCUUCACGUGAGUCACAGUGAAAAUGUGGAAAUGGUGAACAAAGAGCUCGGGCUCGACCAGUCGUCCCCCAAUGCAGCCCCGAUGGACAUGCUCUACCUGUGCGUCCAUACAGGCAGUGGACACUCUGUGGUCGAGUGGUCCAAGAUAGAGGAAGGGGUCAAUGCUUACCGCUUCCACGGUUUACAUCCAGGUACCAAUUAUACACUUUGUUUCACCUACGGCGGACAGGACUGCCAGGUCCAAGUUGUCUUUACAACCAGAAAAAAGAUCCCCUCUCUGCUCAUCAUUGUGGUAGUCAGCACCUUCCUUUUGGCUUUGGCCACGGUUCCCUUACUGGGGGCCACCUGCUGCCAUUUAUUAUACAAGUACCAGGGGAAGACCUUCAAGCUGAUCAUGAAGACUCAGAAUCUAGAUCAGCUGGAGAAGCAGAUGGCUGCAGAUUUUGACCCGAGGGCGUCUUUUGUGGAGUCCGAGAAACACUUCGACCCCAGCGAGUUGGGUGAGGUGGAGGGAGAACCCGGAGGGGAGGAAGGAGAGGAAGGAGAGGGAGAGGCUGACGGGAGCGUGGUGACGGAGUCCAUCCCUGGAUCUUCAUCCAAAACUAACCAGGAGGAUUUUGAAGCGGGUUCUGAAUACAGCGACAGGUUACCUCUGGGCGCCGAGGCGGUCAACAUCUCAGAGGAGAUCAACGGCAACUACAAGCAGCCGAGCCGCUGAAAACAAACAAACAAAAAAACUAAAAACACAUCACUC
This is a messenger RNA of Thalassophryne amazonica, 2425 nucleotides long. RefSeq names its product immunoglobulin superfamily containing leucine-rich repeat 2 (gene islr2). The transcript is spliced from 4 exons. Lineage: Eukaryota; Metazoa; Chordata; Actinopteri; Batrachoidiformes; Batrachoididae. Bases 257 to 2389 code for a protein of 710 amino acids. Gene Ontology annotation, molecular function: protein binding. The record is from RefSeq and is a predicted model, not a curated record.